AUGAAGUCUUGCCAGUUUAUGCUGCUAUGUGCAGCCGCAGGUUUCGCCAGCGCCGUCGGCAACCGUGGUUUCGCUAGUCAAGCUCUCCAAGAAAAGUUUAAAAAUCCAAAUAUUUUUGUAGCAGAUGACUCUCCGGAUUAUACUUGCACAAAGACGAAAAAGUGCAAACUGGGAUGCUGCGGGCCGUUAGACUCAUCUGGCAAUGGAGUCUGUGGUAUGGGACCAAAAUUCUGCGGCAAAGGUUGCACAUCAACUUGUGAUCAAAAAAGUGAAUGCAAUCCUGGUUGGGGCAUGGAAUGGUCCAAGGCAGACAAAUGUCCAUUGAACGUGUGCUGUUCCGAGUUUGGAUUCUGCGGCACAACUUCCGACUUCUGCGGCGGCGCAGUAAUCUCAUCUCCAGAAUGUGCUGUCAGUGGGAAGAGUUCCAACAAACGUACCAUUGGAUACUAUGAAGGGUGGAAUCAUCAACGGUCAUGCGGCACCAUGACUCCAGAGCAGAUUCCUUUGGGAUACUACACACACAUCAAUUUCGCGUUCUCUUUGAUUGACCCGAAUACAUAUCGACUAACGCCAAUGGAUGACAUAACUGGUACGCUGUAUCCAUCGGUCUCUAAGCUCAAGUUGCUGCAGCCUGGUUUGCAGGUAUGGCUCGCAGUCGGCGGCUGGGCAAUGAACGACCCAGGCAAGUUCCGGACGGUAUUUUCCGAUAUUGCUGCUUCCACUUCAAAGCAAGACGAAUUCUUUGAAUCGCUCGUCACGUUCUUAACCGUGAAUAAUUUUGACGGCGUCGACAUGGAUUGGGAGUAUCCAGUCGCUGACGACCGUGGUGGUGUACCAGCCGACUUUGACAAUUAUGUCAAGUUCCUCGCCAGGCUGCGAAGCCGUCUGAAUAACAUGGGCAAGCCAAUGGGUUUGUCUCUUACUUUGCCUGCUUCUUAUUGGUAUCUCAGAGGGUUUGACAUUAUCAAUUUGGAGAAAUACGUCGAUUUCUACAACGUCAUGACUUAUGACAUCCACGGUGUUUGGGACUCUACAGUUAAAUCUCUUGGCCCGUAUGCUCAUGCCCACACUAAUCUCACAGAAAUUGAAGAGGCUCUCAAGCUGCUAUGGAGAAACAACAUCAAUCCAGAACGCGUCAAUCUCGGCCUUGGUUUCUACGGCCGCAGCUUCACCAUGAAAAAUCCCAAUUGUAUGGCUGCUGGCUGCGAGUUUAAAGAAGGUGGGAAAGGAGGAGCAUGCACCGGCACACCAGGUGUAUUAUCUGCCGCAGAGAUUAGCAAGAUUAUCAAGGACGGUGCGAAAAUGACUCUGGAUCCAGUGGCAGCGGUUCAGAUUGUCACCUGGAAUGGUGACCAGUGGGUAUCUUGGGAUGAUACCAAGACGCUGCAAAUGAAGGUCAACUAUGCUAACCAGAGGUGUUUGGGUGGCAUAAUGGUGUGGGCGAUUGAUCUGGAUGAUGGAACGCUGAUUCAUUCUUUGGCUGAUGCUGGUCGAGAUGUGUAUGGAUAUGUUAAUAGGACUUCGCUGGGUAACGAUAUAGCGUGCUUUGGUAGUGCGAAACUUCCGAAGGCUUAG
Messenger RNA from Pochonia chlamydosporia 170, 1575 nucleotides. Its product is annotated as class V chitinase. Lineage: Eukaryota; Fungi; Ascomycota; Sordariomycetes; Hypocreales; Clavicipitaceae. The coding region runs from base 1 to 1575 and encodes 524 amino acids. Gene Ontology annotation, biological process: carbohydrate metabolic process. The record is from RefSeq and is a predicted model, not a curated record. Gene Ontology annotation, molecular function: hydrolase activity, hydrolyzing O-glycosyl compounds; chitin binding. The transcript has 3 exons.